CCCUGAAUGACAUUUUGCGGGAUCCUCCCUUCAUCUCCCCGUUCUGGCGCUAGACUUUUUAUGGUGCCAACAUUUUUAUUUUAUUUCACCACCAUUACUAUUACCAUCACCAUCACCACCACCACUACUGCUACUACUACUACUAUCAUCAACGGCAACGUAGUACUAGCAAAUCGAGGACAUUUUCUUAGGUACUUGUUCGUCUUCCUUGCAUUAUUACAUAUUGUUCUUCUCUCUACUCCCUCCCCCCGGUCUAGAUCAUACAUACCAUGGGGUUCGAUUCCAAGUUUUUUUUCUUUCUUCACGUGUGUAUGUUCAUGUAGGUAGGUAGGUAGGUAGGUAUAUUAUGUACGUGCCAUGUAUUCCGUUGGAUCCUACAUUCUGCACCUAGUCUCGUGAGGGUUAUACGUUAAUACGUCCUUUUCCCACCCCCCACGAAGCGCCGUAACGCGUCAA
Molecule: messenger RNA, 456 nt
Organism: Daldinia loculata
Lineage: Eukaryota; Fungi; Ascomycota; Sordariomycetes; Xylariales; Hypoxylaceae
Exons: 1
Coding region: 7-327 (106 amino acids)
Source: RefSeq, a predicted model, not a curated record